Molecule: messenger RNA, 3108 nt
Organism: Acaulospora morrowiae
Lineage: Eukaryota; Fungi; Glomeromycota; Glomeromycetes; Diversisporales; Acaulosporaceae
Source: the annotation of a GenBank genome assembly
AUGGAUUUUGCUUUUGAAAAAGAAAAAUUAAAUAUCGCUGGACGUGACAGUCAGGAAAGCCGAAAGAUACUUAUCACCGGCGGGGCGGGCUUUAUUGGAAGUCAUGUGGCAAAGUAUCUCUACGAUCGUGGAAACUAUGUUCGUGUCAUCGACAUCUUACCAAAUACAACCGGCCCAUUUGGAGACCCAAAAAAUUAUUGCUCUGAAUUUUUAACUGGAGAUUUAAGAGAUUUAUCUGCGUGCCGUUAUGCUGUAAGAGACGUACAAUGGGUCUUUCACUUUGCCGCUAGUGAGAAUAGGACGGGUCUAAUUUACGAGAAAAGUGACUUCACUUUAUACAAUGAAAACCAUUUGAUAACAGUUAAUAUUACACAAGCUGCUAUUGAAAGAGAGGUAGAGCAAUUCUUUUACGCGUCCUCUGCUCGCGUCUAUCCAAUUUACACAGGCGAAUAUAACCGAAAACUAAAAGAAUCAGACGUAUGGCAAUGUACGAACGGAGAUCAUCACGUAGAUCCACAAUGCCUUUAUGGCUGUGAAAAAUUGAACAGCGAAAUUUUUUUGGAGAAAUUUGUAAAAGGAAAAAACCUAAACAAAAUCCCAACUGAAAUCAAAAUAGGAAGACUUUACAACAUAUUUGGAGAGGGAGAUGAUUGGAACGGGGAAAUGGUGGAAACUCCGUCUACAUUAAUCCAUAAAGCAAUUCACUUGACUACCGAGAGUGAAAAUAAUGACAAGAUGGAGAUUUGGGGUUCUGGAAAUCAGCUGCUUAGCUUUUUGUAUAUUGAAGAUUGUGUGGAUGCCAUCAUCAAAUUAAUGGAAAGUAAUUAUUCGAAGACACUAAAUAUUGGGUCCGAAGAAGCUCUUACAAUAGAGGAAUUAGCAUACAUAGCUAUUGAUACCGUAGGAGUUCGGCGAGACCGAGUAAAGUUAAUUGUGAAUGAGAAAGUAUCCGUUGGUGUAGGAAAUCAAAGUUCCGAUAAUUCGCUGAUCAAAAAAGUUCUCGGAUGGUCACAACAGACCUCGAUCCGAAAGGGCAUGGAGAGAACCUCUACGUGGAUGCAAACUAAAAUCAGAAAAGGGUCAAUGCAAAAAAAUUCAUUCGCCGAAAAAUUGCAUCAGGACGAGAUAAGACUAUUAUCAAAAGGAAUAAAAUUUGGAUUAUUACUUCCGAUUACAUCUCGUGGAUUAAAAAAUCCGGAGGAUUGUCUUACUCAUCUUCAUAACUUUACUCGGAGUUUAUACGAGACAACACAAGCAGAUGUCGCCGGCAUGAAUGGGAUCAAGUUUUCUUUCAAAAUUUUUGUGGGGAUUGAUUCGGAUGACGCCCUUUUUUAUCCUAUCAAGAAUAACAUAGUCGAAUCUAUCCUUAAGGUGCAUGGAAUAAUAGAUAUUGAGACACGUGAGUUUGAUUUUCCUCCGGGAUCAAUCUGUAAAAUUUGGAAUUAUCUAGCGAAGGACGCGUACAAUCAACAGUGUGAAUAUAUAGUUCUUUUUGGAGAUGACAUCAUAAUUGAAAAUGCCAAUUGGAUGUCGAAAAUCCAUAAUAACUUUGUUAAAAUUUCAGAAGAGAAAAAGGUUCCACGUGGUUUUGGAUGCGUCGCUUUCACUGAAGCAACAUUUCCAGGAUUUCCCACCUUCCCAGUAAUGUCAAAACUUCAUAUUGAUAUAUUUCAUGGCAAUCCUUUCCCAGAUAUGCUUACAAACCAAGAUGCUGAUGUCUUUCUCUUUCAACUAUAUCGUCGUUGGGGAUGUUCGAUUAUGUUGAACAAUGUUAAGCUUCGAAAUUUAAUUGGUGGAAGCAAAAAAGGACGGUAUGAAAGGAUUUUUCAUGAUUGGAGUUUUUCGGUGCUGGAUGAUGCCGUACUCGAAGUUGAAAAAUGGAUGCACGAAAAUCUUGAAAAUGUAGUUCCUAGGAUGCUCACAUUAGACAUCAUUGUUCCUUCUUAUCAUGUUCAGAUGCUGUACCUGGAACCAAUAAUAAAUCUCAAAAAGUCCGAUACAGUUUCGACCAUGACAAUUAUUAUUGUAGAUGAUCCAAACUCUCCGCAAAUCGCUGACCUCAAAAAAUAUGAGUAUAACGCUUUUAUUCGUAUUCGAGGAACAAAGGGAAAUGUGGGUUUAAGCGAAUCUCGUAAUCAAGGGAUGUCCGAAUCAACUGCUGAUUACAUUUUAUUUCUUAAUGAUGAUGUGAUACCUGAUCCUGAUAUAUUGAUAGAGGCCGAAAAGGUUAUUCGUAAAUUCCCUAUGACAUGUGGAUUUGUCGGCAACGUCAAAUUCCCGGAAUCUAAUCAAAGCAUUUUCAAAAAUGCGGUAAAAAUGUCGGGUAUCCCUUGUUUUUUGAAUAUUUCCAGAGAUAUUGAUAAGGAUGUUCCAUGGGGUGUUACUGAUAACCUCAUCAUUCGUCGGUUAAAAGAUAAUAUCGCAUUUAAUCAUGGUUUUUCAAAGGUUGGAUGUGUGGAGGAUAUUGACUAUUGUUUAAGAAAGAAACGAUUCUUUACACAAAAUGUUAACAAUGGAGAGGGAUUUCGCAGUGCUUCCACGGUACAGGUCACGCGUCAAUGGUGGAAUAACGGAAAAAGAUCAUACCUUCAAUUCGCAAAAUUGUCUUACGGAGACGGUCAACUAAUCAAGAUAUAUCCAGAGUAUGCCUAUAGAGAUGUACCCAACAGUGCGGAGCUUCUGUUGUUACUUUUGUUGCUUUUGAUACUUCUCCUUCCGGAAACACUUAUGUUCAGCAUUCGAACAUUAAACAUGGCAACAUUAACUGUCCUUUUUUCAAUACCGCUGAUUUUUAUUGUAAACAUACUUGACGAGAUUAACUUUCAAAUUGUACGAGAACCAGGAAACCAUGUUACAGAUUUGCACGGAUUUAGUCGAAUUCUCGCUGCAUCCGAAUCUUCAACUGUGAGAAUGUUUAGUGAGAUUGGAAGAUUAUUUGGACAAAUAUGUAGGAAUGAAUGGAAUUAUAUUACUUAUAGAUUUGAUUGGUUUGCUAAUCAAUUUAGUGAUGAAAAGCGAAAUUAUGAAAGGCAACGUUCCCGAGAAAAAUUCUGGACGUGGGUGAUGCUGUCAACUUUGAUUGCGUAUUGGGUAAUCAAUGUAUUCUGA